Messenger RNA from Magallana angulata, 4142 nucleotides. RefSeq names its product transmembrane protein 65-like. Gene Ontology annotation, cellular component: mitochondrion. NCBI's taxonomy places the organism in Eukaryota, Metazoa, Mollusca, Bivalvia, Ostreida, Ostreidae. The record is from RefSeq and is a predicted model, not a curated record. The coding region runs from base 89 to 712 and encodes 207 amino acids. The transcript has 7 exons.
UACAUCAACAGAGUGACACUUUUUUGAUGUUUUUUGUAGAAAUCAUCUGGAGUGAUCUUUUGUGAUAUCAGACACUUUUUACCGAAAAAUGUCGAUGAAACUCUUAGGAAAGCUGUGUUUUGUGUGUAAGCCUAGGAUGAAUAAUUAUUUUAUAAUGAGAUCGGCUCGAACCUGGAUAACUAAUAAACAAUCCCACGUGUACAUGAGCCACAAACCUGUACUUGGAAAGAUCAGUGACGAGGCAACCGCCAAGGACUUUGCUUAUACUCUUUUACCAUCUGAACGUCAACUUUUGUACGAUGAACUCAAGAAAACGAUGGAAGAGAAGGAGAAUACCCAAGAUGCCACUCCUCCUUCAACUGCCCAGCUUGUGACAGCAUUUCAAUGUGGGUUCUGGCCCUUCAUAGGAUUUGGAUUUUUUGACAACUGUAUAAUGAUUUUAGCUGGUGACCUGAUUGAGUAUGAAUUUGGACAGAUACUUCAUAUAUCUACAAUGGCAGCUGCUGCUCUUGGUAAUUUAGUCUCGGAUGUUUGUGGAAUGUGGCUUGCUGUUCGGGUGGAAAGUUUGUGCAGAAGAUUUGGGAUCCACAUGCCUCAUCUAACCAGUACACAGCUGGAAAUGAGGAAGACAAAAAUUGUGAUGGCAUCUGGACGAGUAAUUGGUAUAACCAUUGGAUGUAUAAUAGGCAUGGCCCCACUGUUGUUCUCAUAAGGAUCCAGCCAUGGACUUGCUUGAAGUUUGUUAAAAGAUCUGUAGGUUUGAUCAAAGAAGAAAGACACAUAUCAGAUCUUGAUAGCAAGAAAAAAGCAUGGAAGUGAAUAUACAUGCAUGCAGAGUUAAUUAUAAAACCUGGAGCUGAGAUAUAGGCAUGUACUGGUACACAGAAAACUUUAUGGUACUUGUGAUUCAGUGGAGUCUUGUAGUAUGUGUAUCAGAUUAAGUGGCACCAAGCACUGGUAUUGUGCAAAUGAUAAACAUGACCAUGCUUGCCACUUAAAAGCAAAGGACAUGAUAUUUAUGGUAAGACCAGGAUUGACAGUUUGAUAAAGUGUCUUAAAUUAUAGCAAAUGAUGUACUGGUAUUAAAUUCUGCAUUUACUAUGGAUUUUUUUUGUGUUCAAAGUCUCCGGUACCAGUAUUUUGAAAUCAAGCAUGCUUUUAGUAAAAAAUGAUGAUUUAUUGUACCAAAUAUUGAACUUGAUUUUGCUGUAUGUUUGGAUUUAGUAUAUGGAUGUCUUGUUUACAUUUUGUUCAUCAUAUUUAUUUGAAAUCAGCUGUGUUAAUGGGUUGCAUCAAAGGGAUCAGUAUAAGUACUGAUAUUUAUAUUCAUGUAUGUAUCUUUUCAACUUAAUUUCCAAAAUGUCUUUUAUUUGAGCUUUGAUAUAUUAUUACAUUGUAUCGUUCGUUAAGUACAGUUGAUUCCUUAUUAAGUGUAAGGAAUUAAUAUCUGUGUAAAAUCACGAGAAACAAAUGUCAAAGAAUUUAAAAUCUUGCUGUUAUUUUUCAGACAGUUUUGCACUAUAUGAAAUUCAAACAAAAAAUUGGUGCCUGCAAUUUUAUAUUCAUGCAAAUGAAUACAAAAUGGGGGAAUUGAUGAAUUAAGUACUCCUGUUAAUUAAGGAAUUUACAGUAACCUUUGGUGUAUGGGUAAUUGCAAUUAGUUCUGAGUAAGACAAAGUUACAUAAUACAAUUGUUUUGUAAAUAUAGAUGUGCUACCGUUUAAGUCAAGAGAUAUUAUAUAAGAGUUGCUGAGUGUGUACUUGUUGUAUGCAUUGAGUUUGUAUUCAUAUAUAGUUAUGUCAUUGUUGAUAUUUGCCUUGUAUCUUGUUAAUUUUCCCUUGUCUUUCAUUUCUUUUUUUUUUCUUUUUUGUUUUUGGUGUGCCUUAGUCUUUAUGUGAUAAUUACAUGUACACUAUAUACGGUAUUACCGGUAUAUAUAGAUAUUUGUUUUAAUGGUACUGGGUAAGAGUUUUAUUGAGGAAUGUGUGUGUAUCAAGGGGAACAACUCCUGACUUCCCUAGAGAAAUGAGAUAUACAGUAUGUUAAAAUUAAGGUAACUAGAAUUAGAUGAAAUGUAAUUUACCUAUUUGUUAUGUAUGUACAAUGUAUAUUUUAUAACUAUGUUCUUGUUUCUACAAAAUCUUAUAGUUGAUUCAAUUGUGUACCUCUGUGAACCUACCAUUGUGUCUACCUCUAGGUUACAGUAAAUUGUAUGGGUACUGUAAGAUCGCAAUAUGAUUUGUAGGAAAUUAUUGGAACUGUAUUGGUUUCAUAAUCUGCUUAAAUUUUUUAAUGACAUGGCAAAUGCAAAAUAUAACUAAACUAAGUUUUAUUUAUGUUAUGUGGAUGUUUACAAUUCAAUUUAUGCAAUCUGACCGAGCAAAAUUUACCAAUGAGCUUUAUAGUAUUACAUACAGGGUUUUGAAUCUGUACUUGAAGAUAUGCUAUUUAUACAUUUAGUACAUAUCCUUUGGUGCCAUAUUUAUAUGUACAUCUUGAACAUUUCUUCUUUUAAUCUUUUUCAUAAGUUUCAGACACACCAUUUUGUCUCAUUUUAAAACAAAUGAUCAAUGUAUGGUACUAUCAUUUAUUAACCCGCAAACAGGAAAUAUACAAUCACUCCCUGUAACCUUUACACAUAUUUAAUUAACAGUAAGAAAAUUAUUAUGAUUCUUGGAAGUGUAAAAUUAAUCUUUUCUUUAAACACAUGUCAGAGAUAUCUAUCCCUCUGAUUCAUAAUUAUGUCACUCAAAGCAAAUGAACCUUGGCAAAAUGUUUAAUGCAUACUGUCUUUUUAUCGGUAUUCAUUGAAUACCAGUUUUCAUGGUUGUCGUAGCUGAGUUGAUCCACGAAAUUAAAUGUUUAUUGAUAUGCAAUAUCUAAUAACAUAUUAUAUUGAUAAAAUCAUUGGCCACAAAUGAAUGUAUCCUUGUAUUUUCAUGAAAUUGAUGUUCACGUAUAAUGGUGACACCACAGUUUUUCAAUUAGAACAUUAAUCAACACCUACACAUUUAAAUUUACAUAAAGUUCUUCUGAUCGUAACAGGCUUUAGUUUUCAUAAUGCAUUGUACUUUGUAAAUGCUGCAUUUUGAUCAUAAAUUUCCUAGUACAUGUAUUUUAUCUAGUAUCAGCUGUUUAUUUGUGUGUUUUUGUGUGUAUAUCUGUAGAACAAAAUGUGUUGUGAUCAAAAUAAGACACUCCUGAAUUUCUGCAAAUUGCUGUUUGUGUCAAUACCAGUAUAUGUACUACACUUACUUAAUGUUUAUUUUAAGAUAUCAAAAAAAUAUAGAUACAUAAAUCAAAUGCUGACACAUUUUCAAAGUAGUAUUUUGAAUUGAAUUCUUUAAAUACAUUAAUCAUUAGACUCAUCUACCCAAAGAAGCCACUUUUUGAUAUUUUUUUUUUUAAAUUUCAUAUACUUGUUGAAAUUGAUCUAGUACCAGUAAGGAAAAGGUUACAAAGUUUCAAUAGUUAAUUUUUUCCCAAUAUUUGUCCCCUCUUUUUUCAAGAGGAAAUUAUUAAGUUCUUCUAUGGGAGUUGAAUUUUAAUUUCAACUUCUCUAUGCAGUUAGUCACAGAAUCAUGUGUGUACCAGCCUCUGGGAAAUGGUACAAAACUUUGGGAAUAAAUAUUAGUCUCCAAGAUCGUGAACUGAGAAUAGACUAGGAGUCAGUCAAAAAUUUCAAACAAUACUGCACCUGUUACUUUAUACCUAAAAAGGAAAUAAUUAUCUUCUAUUAGUAAUAUUGCAAGAUUUAAAGUAUACUGUUGGUAUUUUUUUUAUUGAAAAGUAAUAGGAAUGAUGUAUGUACUUAUUGUGUUCUUUAUUGUUGUAUUUGUGUUGUGGUCAUUUGAUUCCAUUGAAUUGCAACCAUUUAAGACUUAAUAGUCAUUUCAUUAAAGAGACCUUUGACUAUUGGAUUUGAUAGACUUCAGAAGAGAUCAAUGUGUUGGUUUUCAACCAGAUAUGCAAUUAUGAGAUUGUAUAUUAUUUUGCGUAUAUGUAUGUAUGCUGAGAAGAUGAUCACUAGGAAAAACAUUAAGUGAAGAUACUUGUAUCUUUAAGAUGCUAUUGUUUUGCAUAUAAUCAAUAUAUAUAGAUAUUUAUUUUGAAUUAUCCUUAUUAAAUCUACCAAAACAUC